Messenger RNA from Corylus avellana, 2864 nucleotides. Lineage: Eukaryota; Viridiplantae; Streptophyta; Magnoliopsida; Fagales; Betulaceae. The record is from RefSeq and is a predicted model, not a curated record.
UCCCGCCUCUUGUUUUGAUUGGGGCAAAAGAAAAUUGGCGAUCGCGACUUCUCCCCUCUAAAGGUUAUGUAUUCCUCUACGAUUGCGAUCGUUUGCUUCCGAAAUUUCGUCUAAAUUUUCAAAAAUUGGAGCUCUUUGGUUAGCCUUCCGCCCUCGUUAAACGAGCCGUCACAGCUGCUGGUGGUUUCAAUCUGGUUUAUUUUCUGUUUUAGUUGCGAGAAAUGGAGGUUGAUGCAUCGCAAAAUCAACGAGAUGAUCAAAUCAGUGACCGUCGGAGUAUUGGAAGCAAUUAUCAUCCAUCCAGCCAAUCUAGGAAGAUAUCUAUUGGAGUUAUGGCUGACUCAGUAGCUAAGAGAAGAUCUGGAGCUGCUAAGGAAGAUGUGGUUGCAAUUCCGAGUGCAGAAAGGAUGAAUCUUAAUGUAGAAACUUCCAUAAAAGUAAAGAAGAAGGGAAAAGAAGUCACAGCUCCAGAGCAGGAGAGUUCCCCAUGGAUUACUACAAGAUCACUUUACCAACAGGCACCUUCCCCAGAGACUGUUCUUCGUGCUGACCAACCAGACACUAGUGGCACGCAUAAUAAGCUUAAUGGACAAAACAAUGCACAAGCAACAUAUUCGGUUCAGUUUUUCACAAACAAGACAUCCGUUUUACAGUCUGGUGAUGGCAAGCAGAAGAAGUUUGAUGGGGUUACCUGCAAAAGGAAGGGAGUGAAGAAGGGGACGACAGGGAGGGUUGAGGAAUUUUCUUUUGCAUCUGCACAAGAAAUUCACGUCUCAGAUAAAGUGGUGACAGAAGAUAAAUCAGAUAAAACAGAAAACAGGACUGAAACUUUGAGAAUGAAGCUCUGGGAGAUACUGGGCAAUGUUUCUUCACCUAAUCAGCAUUCCAAUUCUCAGAGACAUGAGGUUGGUACCAAUAAUUUAAAGCUAGGGCAGAGUUCUGAUCAAAAGGGUGCUACAGUUGUCAGGCCUAGACAGAAUUCAGACACAAUAGAAGCUGAUUCUGAAGGUUCUGAUCAUACUAUCAAGAGACCAGUAACUCGUUCCUUGACACGCAAAAGAGCUCCAUCAAAAGUGCAAGCUAAGGUGACUAAAUGUGGUCCACCCUCUAGUUACAUACAGAAGCAUCAAGAGAAGAACAUCUUCUCCUUAGAAGAAGGAUGGUGUGGGAGAGAAAAUGUUUCUGUGAAUGGUGGGUCCUCAAAACCUAUGAGGAAGAAGAGUGAGAAAAAGAGUACUAGAAUCAAGCCGCCCAAGAUUUUCCCCCCUAUAAAGGAUAUUGCAGAUAAGAUUCAGCAAGCAAGUUAUAGGAGUGAAACGAUGCUACCUGCUGAGAGAACAUCUUCACUUAGCAAUAAAAUGGGAGAUAUUCAUGACGAGAGAGAGUACACUGGACUGGAGAAAAAAAUCCUAGAACAAAAUUCGCAUCUAUCACCAGGUUCACCACUGAGAGACAGGACAGAUCAGCAGAUGGAUUUCAAGAGUCCAGCUAAAGCGGACCUACAAGACAUUGCUAAUCAAUCUUUUACGAAUGUUAUAGACCCACAAGGAACUUUCCAGAGUCCAACAUUUGGAUUUAAAACACCCGUCUCAAGCUCUACCCCAGCCUCAACUCCGAAAACAGACCAACUGGAACAUGAUGCCCCUACCUCAACUCCAAAAAGGGACCAAAUGGUACAUGGUGUUCUCAAUCCUGCACCAGCAGAGAGAAUAUUUACUGUGGGAGAUAUUUGUAGCUUCAGGAAUUUGUGGACUUCAAAACCAGAUCGUUAUGAAUCAAAUACACAGGCGAGGUUUUCUGUUGAUGCAGAGGAGCUAAAAUUUUCUCCACCCCAGGAAGCAGCCGCUGAUACUGAAGAGAAAGAUACAGAAAAUAGCCUUUCUGAAUCAUCAGCUGAAGAGAGGGACUGUGAGAGUUUGGAAGAGGGUUCAUCCAUCAAUGAAGCAUAUAGUGAUUGCAGAGAAAGAGAUACAUUGUCUCCAGAACCUGAAGUUGCUGAGAAACCAAAAUUCAUGCUUCAUUCAACUAAAAGGCUCCGAACCUGUGAAGGCAUUAGAUUUGAUAAUAUUAGUCCCACAUUACCCUCUCCAAAAGAAACUGGAGAAAGUAAUUGGAUCCAAGAACCUUCAGAGCAAAGCCAAGACGAUGCAAUGUCGAGGGCUAUCAAACUGUUUGCCUUGGAACUACAAAAACUUCAAAGCAAAAUUAAGUCAGAGACUACUAAAAAAUCAUCUGAAAUUCUGAUGUCCAUUGCUGAUGGGAUGUAUUUGCAGCUGCAGAACCUUGAGGCUCAUAUUCAGACAGAUGUAGGGAAAAUGACAAGCCUCAGUAAAUUGAAAAGAAAACGAUUGGAAGCAAAAUUUGAAGAGCAACAACAACAAUUGAAUUUGAUUCAUGAAAAGUUCAAAGAAGAUAUUAAUCAAUAUCUCCAGGAUUGCAGAAGCACACUUGAAGGGAUGGAAGCACAUCACAUUGAGCUUAAGGGAACCGUGGAGAAACAAAAAGCAUCACACCGAAAGCGUCUCUUGCAAGCGGAAGAAGCAGUUGAGACCCAACUUAAUGAUGCCAAGAGAAGAAUCACAGCCAUCCACGAGUUGGCAAGGAGAAAGAUGCUCCAACUGAAACACGUGAUAUCCUUGUGUUUGAAGGAGGGUAUCGUAAGUUGAAAUGACUUUUUCUGCUAUAUAGGUAACAGAAACUUUGCCUAGAGUUAGAGAGUCCUGAAGAUAGUCAUAGAUGAUUAGAAUUUGCAUUUCUGUAGGUAAACAGUAUUGUCCUAUUGCCAUCUCAUGCUUAGAAAUUUAUCUUUGAUCUCUCUCAACUGUUCCUCAAUUAUACUCUUAAUUGUACAGACGAUUCAGUUC